AUCUUUUUGCGAGUACUCGUUGACGGAACGGGCAAGAACAGAGAGGAUUUUUGCAGGCUUAAAGGUGCUUACUUAAGAUUCUGUAGACCAUGAUAUUGAAGUUGUUGGACAAAGAUCUUCUUAGAACAUUUUUCACAAUGCACAUCAGACACUGUCCGAAAAUAAGUAUUAAGUCUAACUGCAAAAGUUCAUCCGUCCGUAUUUAGAUACUACGCUGCUUGAGGAAUCAACUUCCAGAGUAUCAUGCUCAUUCCUAUGCCGAACAAUACAGGCAGUAUCGAGGCAAAGCUUCGGAAUCUAGUGAUUCAAUUAGCAGAGCGGGAACAAAGAGCGCGUUUUCAUCUCCAUCCACACGAUAUGGGAGCGCCCGAAAGCAACGAGUCACAAUGGUACUUAUAGAUCAAAUAAUUAGGAAGGUUUGAAUUUCUUGGGAAAGAGCUCGAGCUCAUCAAUAAUUGUCCAUACUCUCUCACCUAUUUGUUUCUUCGAAUAUAUCCAAAUUAUUCAGGUAUAUCGGCUUUGAUUUCGAUCCUGGUGGCGAUUACACAAGUACAGAAGAGCAUGAGCAUGUUGACCUCCGGUCAGCCUGCGCGCAUUGGGCCACGUCAGUAGCCUACGAAACGAAAACCAGUAACGGCGUAAAACUCCAUCUCCAGAUCGUAAACGCCAACGAUGUAGCACAUAUGAGGUAAUAUUUUUACCUGCCUUGAAGAUAUCGAAAUGUAAUUUUUUGGUAUGAAAAGAACUACAACUAGCAACUGCAUAUAGCUUACUAACAAGAACGACUUACCUUCUACACCUGAUCUAUCUAUCAGAUUCCUUAUGCUCGUCUAUCUCUUUACGAAUCUUAGCAUACAAAACCCCCACAAUAACAGGAGAAAUAGCACCGGUGUCGGUCUCAAAAGCGGGUUUAUGAAGACGAGUAGUAAAACGGCCCUUAUUUUUCCUCACGACCAGAAAGUAGGAGGUAGCUACCAGUAUGGGAACUCUAGCUCAUCAUCUUCGUCAGCAGGUGGCGUAGACAACCUAAACGCGAAUAGCAGUGGAAGCUCCUCUACUGGAGGCGUAGUGUUAAAUUCUUUUCAACAUAAUGGAGCAGGAAGUGGACAGUCUUUAUACGCGAACUUGAGUAGUAGCCCGCCGACUCAUAGCGUCAUACCUGGAGGCGGAGGAGGCUCAUCUGGAAACGGUGCCAUUACAGGUGGAUCUAGUAGUACCAGUGGUGGGGGUACCACUACGAUACAACCUAGUAACAUCAUAGCUGGUACAUCAGCUACAGGCGGACCGCAAAGUGGUCAGCACAACACCACUGCUCAUACGACAGGAGGUGUACUAGCUGGAGGCACAGGUACUAGCUCUAGGCUACUUUCUACUGGAGGUACUACUACAACAAUAACAGCACAUGGCGUUUCCUCGGCGUCCAACUAUCCCGGGACUUCAAACGGCUCCACCCCCUACCACCAAUUAAAUCCACCAUCCUCAAGUGGUAUUAAUGCUGGGACAUCUGGUGCUGGAGCUGGAGGCACAACCAUGUCAAAAGCAGGCUCUCCGGCAGCCCUGGCUGGAGGAGGACUGACGAUGAACAUGAAUAUUAGCACAAAUAGCACAACCGGAGGUAAUACAAAUAGUAAUAGUAUGAAUAACGGCGGAGGUGGGGGUGCUGUGAGUCUAAAACCGAACCCAGCAAGGGGUGGAGCAGGGAUAACGUUGACGUCAGCAGCCAAACGGGUGUCCGAAGAUGGCAUCGACAUGCCUAAUGCUGGAGGAGCGAUAAAGCGUGCUAAAGCGUAGCCGAUUCAUUCCACUGGAGCAAUCAAGCGUGCUAGAGCGUAGUCUGCUAUUUUUCAUCUUCAUGCCAGCAUCGACCUGAAGAUGUCAUAAUUCAACGCCGGCAGCAGUACAACACUGGAGAGACCGGUCAAGCAGCGUGCUAAAGCAUUGUAGCCCGUUUACACCAGCACCACGUUAAUCAGAAGGAGCGACAAACUAAAGCGCGCUAGAGCCUAGCCGGGUUCCUGUUUCCUACCUGUUUCCUAGAAAGAAACCAACCGGCUUGGACUUUCGCUCUGCAAAUAUACAGAUGAAAUUUGUAUGUCUUGUCAUGCAGGUUGCGCUCGCUCUGUCUUGGUGGAUCAUCUUCAUGAUUACUUGUAUCUAGAAUAACAUGUUGAAUUUGAGGCGAACUGUUUUUCGCUAUUUUGAAUUGUAAGAAUCACGGUACUCGUACUUCGUCUCACAUAACGAACUUGUACACCCCAGUUCUUGGAGGCACAUAUCAGCGCUUAUUGUCAUCUUGUUUGUUAUACUACUUAGUCUUUUUUCUGGUGCUCUCUGUCUGAAACAACGAAGAACAUCGAAUGGAUAAGUUUUUUUUUCUCCUCUUAGCUUCCUCGGCCCCACCUCAACACGCUGUGAUUGUUACAUCUUUGUUAACCAUACUAACUUGUCAAUGGUUACAACUUCUAUCGAUACAUAUGCAGAAGCUGGUUGUGAAUUUCACAACGUGCAGCUUUUGCGUUGUCCUCAAGCAGUAUUUUUGUGGUCCACACUCAAUUUGAUUCCAUCUUGAACAAUAUAUAAGAAUGAGAAUCACGAUCGGCUUCGGAGGUGGUGGCAGAAUAUAAUCUGCUGGAUCUAAUUCGAAAUCAGCGCGGGCAUUGUAUCAAUGUGGCGGCGUAGUGGGGUAUUGUUGAAUAAAAUCUGCUGGAUUUGUCUUCUAGGUUUUGUUCUUUGGUCUAGAUAUUAUUGGGACGAAUGGUCCGUGACAGAGGUGUGUUCAAUUUGUACUGCAAUGCUAGUAGUUGGGAAUGCCCAUGAUCAUGAUCCCAAUGAAUCGACGGUGAAAGACAG
Amoebophrya sp. A25 is the source of this 2850-nucleotide messenger RNA. The record is from the annotation of a GenBank genome assembly. NCBI's taxonomy places the organism in Eukaryota, Dinophyceae, Syndiniales, Amoebophryaceae.